AUGGUCGCAUUAUACUUGAGACAGAAUAAGUGCAGAACAAAUUACGGUUGAAGAGCAACUUUGGAAGUUUUCAACGGAAACGCUUUUCAGGUUCUCUUCUGACGUUACUGUGCAUUUGUCAAAGUAUUUGCCUUGUGUUCGAGUUUGCGAACAUUGCGUUCGCUGUGAAUGGUGAGCAUUCUGAAGAGGCGUGCAUUCUGAUGAUCACAUUCAUUUCAGCCUACUUCUUCGAUCAUCCAAUCUACCGCUCCACCUGUUUCCUAGUCAUUUUCCCGUACGUCUUCUUCAACGUCUUCCAAGCGGACGUCGUCGCCGCCAUCUCCGUCGACUUCUUCCUCUGCGUUUUCUUUCCGCUACAGUAAGUUUAAUAAUAGAGUGCUUGUCAGUCGAUGAUGAAAUUCAGAUACUCUCACUUCAACAGGAAGCUCUACAUUCCGCUACUUUUGUUUUUUCCAUUCGCUCACGGUGUCUACGUUGUUCUUUGCGGCUUUAUUUACAUGGACGAUCUGCAAAUCAGAGUGACCUUCUUGUCAUUCACUCAUUUGCACUUUCUAUUUCAUUUUCCAGUUCUGCAACCCACCGUCUGCACUGAAUCUUCGCGUGAACUCUAUCAAUUAUACCAUUCUGCUCGCAGUCGCCUCUGUUACACUCCUUGCCUACACCGCAUCUUUCACCAGUUUAUAUUUCAAAGGUAAAUGGAACUAUCGUAAAAACUGUAUACUGUGUCCAUUCUAGGCAUCGUUUCUCGGCUGCCUGUCAAGCUGUCAAAAAGUUAUUAACUAAGAAAUUGCUCAUUAACACUUUGUGCAAAUUUCGCCAGUUGACAACUUUUUGAUUUCUCCAGAAAUAGUCUUGUUCUCUCCAUGAAAAUAGGAUCCAAUUUCAGCUCAAGCCAGAAGAAGCGUUAAAAUUGAGAGGAAAGCGAUGAAAAGUGUGAAAGUGCUCGUGUUCGUCUACCUCCUCAACCGGUUCACUGUCAUUCUCUUCGCCAAUCUCAUCAAUAUUCUCGGCGUUUCGGACGAAGGAAAAUCUGUCAUUUAUGACGUCAUUCUCGUUUUCGCCCUGAUCUGUUACUCUCAAAACUUUUAUAUCAGCUAUUAUCGGUCUCCAGAAUACAGAAAGAUGCUCAACGCACAAUUGGGUCUAUACCGAGCGUCCGGGAGUGCUGUGUUCGAUCUAAAAUUGAAAACUGUUGGAUGA
Molecule: messenger RNA, 1200 nt
Organism: Caenorhabditis sp. 36 PRJEB53466
Lineage: Eukaryota; Metazoa; Nematoda; Chromadorea; Rhabditida; Rhabditidae
Source: the annotation of a GenBank genome assembly